AUGCAGAGCAUCAAUAACCGACGCCUUAUACAAGAAUUAGAAUUUGAUGUUGAUAGAGAAACACCUGGUGGACCAAAUCCUAUUCACCAUGCACUAGGUCAUGUUGAUAGAGAAACACCUGGUGGACCAAAUCCAAUUCACCAUGCACUAGGUCAGAUUGAUAGAGAAACACCUGGUGGACCAAAUCCUAUUCACCAUGCAGUAGGUCAGAUUGAUAGAGAAACACCUGGUGGACCAAAUCCAAUUCACCAUGCACUAAGUCAGAUUGAUCGAGAAACACCUGGUGGACCAAAUCCGAUUCACCACGUAUUAGGUCAAAUUGAUAGAGAAACACCUAGUGGACCAAAUCCAAUUCACCAUGUAUUAGGUCAUAUUGAUAGAGAAACACCUGGUGGUCCAAAUCCUAUUCACCAUGCACUAGGCAAGAUAAAUAACAUGGAAGUUGAUAGGGAAACACCUGGUGGAUCGAAUCUAAUUCGUCUUGAUGCACCAAACUCCAAUGUCCACAAAUAA
Molecule: messenger RNA, 513 nt
Organism: Carica papaya (papaya)
Lineage: Eukaryota; Viridiplantae; Streptophyta; Magnoliopsida; Brassicales; Caricaceae
Source: RefSeq, a predicted model, not a curated record